GUCACGUGGGCGGGGCGGCACGGUGACGUAUGACGUCGGCGGCGCGGCGCCGGCCGCCCCCCUGCCAAGAUGGCGUCGCUGCUGCAGUCGGAGCGGGUGCUGUACCUGGUGCGCGGCGAGAAGGAGAUGCGGGCGCCGCUGUCGCAGCUGUACUUCUGCCGGUACUGCAGCGAGCUCCGCUCCCUGGAGUGCGUCUCGCACGAGGUGGACUCUCACUACUGCCCCAGCUGCCUGGAAAACAUGCCUUCAGCUGAAGCCAAGCUGAAAAAAAAUAGGUGUGCCAACUGCUUUGACUGCCCCUGCUGCAUGCACACCCUUUCCACUCGGGCCACGAGCAUUCCUGCUCCACUCCCUGAUGACCCGGCCAAGACUACCAUGAAGAAAGCAUAUUACUUGGCCUGUGGAUUUUGCCGCUGGACUUCCCGGGACGUGGGCAUGGCAGACAAGUCUGUUGCUAGUGGUGGCUGGCAGGAGCCGGAGAAUCCUCACACACAGAGGAUUAACAAACUGGUAGAGUACUACCAGCAGUUGGCCCAGAAGGAGAAGAUUGAGCGGGACCGGAAGAAGCUGGUGCGGCGCCGAAACUACAUGCCCCUGGCCUUUUCGCAACACACUAUACACGUAGUGGACAAAUAUGGCUUGGGAACCAGGCUUCAACGCCAGAGGCCCGGAGCACCGAUCAGUGCCCUCGCUGGACUCUCGCUGAAAGAAGGAGAGGACCAGAAGGAGAUCAAAAUUGAGCCAGCUGACGCAGUGGAAGAAGUGGAACCUCUUCCUGAGGAUUACUACACAAGACCGAUCAAUCUGACAGAAGUGACGACUCUGCGUCAGCGUCUGCUGCAGCCUGACUUCCAGCCGAUCUGUGCUUCCCAACUCUACCCACGUCAUAAGCAUCUCCUGAUCAAACGCUCGCUGCGCUGUCGGAAAUGUGAACAUAACCUGAGCAAACCAGAAUUUAAUCCAACAUCUAUCAAAUUCAAGAUCCAGCUGGUUGCUGUUAACUAUAUCCCUGAAGUGAGAAUCAUGUCUAUUCCCAACCUGCGCUACAUGAAGGAGAGCCAAGUCCUGCUGACUCUGACCAAUCCAGUGGAGAACAUCACACAUGUCACACUGCUGGAGUGUGAGGAAGGAGACCCUGACAACAUCAACAGCACUGCCAAGGUGGCAGUUCCUCCCAAGGAGCUUAUUCUGGCUGGCAAAGACGCUGCGGCAGAAUAUGAUGAGCUGGCAGAGCCUCAAGACUUCCAGGAUGACCCUGACGUUAUUGCCUUCAGAAAAGCCAACAAGGUAGGAGUUUUCAUCAAGGUCACCCCGCAGAAAGAGGAGGGCGAAGUGACCGUGAGUUUCAAGAUGAAGCACGAAUUUAAAAACCUCGCUGCUCCAAUCCGGCCCAGCGAGGAUGGCGAGCACACCUCUGAGGUCAUCUGGCUCACCCAUCACGUGGAGCUCAGCCUCGGCCCAGUGCUCCCAUAAAGGCUCCCACCGCGUGCGCCCCGAGGGCUUGGCCGCAGGAUGGACCGUGCGGGUGGAGGAGGCACCUGGUGAAACGUUCUGCGAGAGCUCCUUUGUGAUGUGUGGCUGUGUGCCACGGGCCCCGGCCGGGCCGCCGGGAGGUGGCUGAGGGUGCCGUGGUUUGGGAUGGUUUGUUCUCUCUCCCCUUGUCGUUAGUGCCCACUAACCACCGCUCCGCUUCCCCUCGCCGCCACGGGCUACUUUAACUUGCAGCACGUCUUUCAGCACGGAGAAAGGUCUCCCUUUCUCCAGAUUUGCACUACACCUGCCUGAAUUUGGCUUUAUCAACAGAAAAGAACCCUUAUUGUUUCUUUUUUCUUCAUGUCAGCCCACAAACCUGAUGUUACAUACUUGAUAGACAACAAAUUCUUUUUCACGCAGAGCUAUGCACUUCCCGAACGAACGUUUUAGGAGGUGGCUGUGCCUGCUGCGUUAUUGGCAAAUUAUUUGCAGCAGCACGAUGCGCUCUCUCUUAGCUUUCUGCUUUCCCAUAGGAUACCUCAGCUGUGGGGGACUGGGAUGUACAACCCUGCCACUCCAGUGUACGUCGCUUGCUUAGCUGAGGUGAUGGAUCUGUUUUCACAAAGGAAAUGAUCGGUUUUGCCUUUAAACUCAAAAUGUUGUGUGCCGUAGUGUCGGUGGAUUGGAUUGUCAGCCCGCAGUGAUGUAGGUGGAUGCGGUAGCACGCUGCGAGCUGGGAAUCCAGGUCCUGGCACAGCUCUUGAUGCUCCGGAGGGGCUGCCUGGCAGUCUUCACGUCAAUUAACGUGUGUUAAUAGGGGUAGCGAUCAGAGUAUGAAACCUGGGGAGUUAGGAUUAGAGCUGGUAGACAUAAAACUAGAGAUGAUGUUUGAGUUCUUUUUCCAGUCGGGGUGGGUGGGACAGAGGUGUAAAGGUGGAAAGGCAGUUAUACAUUAACUAGCGUACACCCUAGCAUGAGGUGAUUUAUCCGGGGUGUAAUUUGGCUGUAGUCCGAGCUAAAAUGGGUAAUUAAAAGCAGCGUAUCCAGGAUACUGAAUUAACCGCACUGCUUAGCGCGAGUGGCUCUUCCCACAGCGCGUUCCCGGUUUAGUCACUGCCCUCUGUGACAUUCCUGGUGGCCUGUGCUUUGCUGGGAAAGGCUGGAUUGCCGUCUGGCCCCUCGUUCCUCCAGGCGGGAUGAGGCUCCCCCCGGCCAUUGCCCCCGUGGCCCCCGCGGCUGGGACCCUGCAGCCGGUCCCAGCCCAGCCAGGCCAUGCAAUGACCACUUGGCAUAGGUCCCGCAGGGAUGUGCAUGAGUUUUGGAGAUGUGGUUCGCAGUUGGUGUCCGGUGACAGCGUCUGCUGCCACGUCACCGGGGACCGCAGCGCUCACCCUUCGGCCACCAUUUCUCCUCCGCCGGUAGCCAAAAUCGCUGCUACACUUGCCACACUGAUGUGAGCCUUCGGGGGUGCGCGGUUCCUCACUGAAAACAAAAAGGUGCGUUGGUUUAUGAUAUUGUGAGUGGGCUAAUUAUCUCGGUAAGUGUGUGUGACACCCCCCGCCGCCCCCCCGUAGGUGCUGUAGGCCAUAGCAGAGGUGUCGGUGUCCCCGCCUCGCCCCCUCCCUGACGGCGGCUGUUGCCUUGCUGCUUGACGUCGUGUAGUGACCUUCAAUAAAGCAAACGUGGCUCUCGGA
Chroicocephalus ridibundus (black-headed gull) is the source of this 3167-nucleotide messenger RNA. RefSeq names its product dynactin subunit 4 (gene DCTN4). The transcript is spliced from 14 exons. Gene Ontology annotation, cellular component: dynactin complex. The coding region runs from base 70 to 1473 and encodes 467 amino acids. NCBI's taxonomy places the organism in Eukaryota, Metazoa, Chordata, Aves, Charadriiformes, Laridae. The record is from RefSeq and is a predicted model, not a curated record.